Messenger RNA from Vicugna pacos (alpaca), 1580 nucleotides. It is a transcript of the gene SLC25A37, whose product is annotated as solute carrier family 25 member 37. Gene Ontology annotation, biological process: iron import into the mitochondrion. Lineage: Eukaryota; Metazoa; Chordata; Mammalia; Artiodactyla; Camelidae. The record is from RefSeq and is a predicted model, not a curated record. Gene Ontology annotation, molecular function: ferrous iron transmembrane transporter activity. Gene Ontology annotation, cellular component: mitochondrial membrane.
GCCCGCCAUGGCGUCAGGCGCCGCAGCACCGGGGAGGUGGUUCCCACUUUAAAGAAGUGAAGUUUUUCGCCCCCUCCCCCUCCCCGCCCGCCUCCUGCAGCCUCCCGCGCCCCGCGGAGCCGGCGGAUGGAGCUACGCUGCGGCGGCGUAGGGAGCCAGGCUGGGGGGCGCAGGAUGGAUGGGGACAGCCGAGAUGGCGGCGGCGGCUGCAAGGACGCCGGGUCGGAGGACUACGAGAACCUGCCGACCAGCGCCUCCUUAUCCACCCACAUGACAGCCGGAGCGAUGGCCGGGAUCCUGGAGCACUCGGUCAUGUACCCGGUAGACUCAGUGAAGACACGAAUGCAGAGUUUGAAUCCAGAUCCCAAAGCCCAUUACACAAGUGUCUACGAAGCCCUCAAGAAAAUCAUACGGACUGAAGGCUUCUGGAGGCCCUUGCGAGGCCUCAACGUGAUGAUGAUGGGUGCGGGGCCCGCCCACGCCAUGUAUUUUGCCUGCUACGAAAACAUGAAAAGGACUUUAAAUGCCGUUUUCCACCAUCAAGGGAACAGCCACCUAGCCAACGGGAUAGCUGGGAGUAUGGCCACCCUGCUCCACGAUGCGGUAAUGAAUCCAGCAGAAGUCGUGAAGCAGCGUUUGCAGAUGUACAACUCGCCGCACCGGUCGGCCCUCAGCUGCAUCCGGACAGUCUGGGGGACGGAGGGCGUGGGGGCCUUCUACCGGAGUUACACCACGCAGCUGACCAUGAACAUUCCCUUCCAGUCCAUCCACUUCAUCACCUACGAGUUCCUGCAGGAGCAGAUCAACCCUUACCGGGACUACAACCCCCAGUCCCACAUCAUCUCAGGCGGGCUGGCCGGGGCCCUCGCCGCCGCCGCCACCACCCCGCUGGACGUCUGCAAGACCCUCCUCAACACUCAGGAGAACAUGGCCCUCAACCUGGCCAACAUCAGCGGCCGGCUGUCGGGCAUGGCCAACGCCUUCCGGACGGUCUACCAGCUCAACGGCCUGCCCGGCUACUUCAAGGGCGUGCAGGCGCGUGUCAUCUACCAGAUGCCCUCCACGGCCAUCUCCUGGUCCGUCUACGAGUUCUUCAAGUACUUCCUCACCAAGCACAAGCUGGAGAACCGAACUCUAUACUAAAGGAACGGGGCCGCGGCAAGUGAUUCCAGAAUCUUCUGUUGGGCAAAGGCUCCCCCUGCCUGCUUCCAUUCCCGUGCCCUCACACCAGGAUUUCUUUCGGCAGGGUGUUGGCAGGGUGGGGCUUCCGCUCCCUGAUGCCUUAGAGAGAGGAGGGGAUGGGACAGCCGCUGACCCGCCGGCCGUCCGCAGGGACAUCCCAGCUGGCGGAAGGAGGGGAAAGACUUGGGAAGCGGAGGGAGAAGUUGCUUUUUCUCUCUCGCCCCCGAGAGUGAUGCAGCUUUUCUGCUUCACUGUAGCAUCUCCUCCCCUAAAAUCAUAGAUCACACAGGAGGGAAGAAAAUGUGCAGUGACUGAAAACAUUAAAGAGGAAAACAAAAAUGAUGUAUAUAGAAGUUCCAGUAUACAGUAUCAAAUAGAUGGAUAAUGUUUAUCCUUUA